GGAUGUUCAAAUCAGCAAGCGAACCUGGGGAGCGUAUGAUGCAGCAAAUGAAUCGCGACUAUGUUGUUAUGCUCAGCGAUAUAUGCAGUAUUACUAUGCAAUUAUAUUAUUAGAAUUAAUAGAUAUAUUUGUGAUUUGUCGCAGCAUUGUGUCAUUGAUUAAUUAUGGAAGAGCGCCUGAUUUUAGUCACGAUGAUGGAGCGUAUCAUACACUCAAGUGCAUUCUCGGUCAAGUUCCGACUCAGACUAGACUCAGCAAGAAUAUAUGAUUUUGUCACAUUUGUCAUUGUCAAAAUUCCACCAUAUGUGUGCGUGUCAUAGCUAAACUAGCGCAUGUACAAAGCCAAGGGCAGAUGUGCCAUCAUGGGCAACGAGGCCGGCAAAAACUUGUAAAAGAUAGAGUGCACUGCGGGAUGGUCAUGGUCACUCUGUUCUGGGUCUUCGAGGCUACGGUUGCAGUCAUGGGCCACCGCCGCUCACGGCACAAUUGAUUAACGGACUUCACUAUUUUCGGUUAAAAGGAUAGUACAAAAGUUGAACUUGAACAUUCCUAAAUGCUGUCUGACAAAGGAUGCACUAUAAUCAGUGUAUAAAGGUGUUCUUACUAAAUAAUAGUGAUUAAAGUCUUUAGAAAAUCUAAUCAAAUGUGACGUAAACUACAGUGUUAGGCUACAGUGUUUCCUUAACAAAGUGUGGAAAGAUCUUAAAUAGGUUAAGUAUAUCCAUUGAUCAAAUAGAGUUUAUGAUUUUUUUCAAGGGCUCACCUUCUGUCACCUGCCUAACCAACAUGCUAGUUAGUGGCCAAUAGCUGUACUGACUGUCCAUUGCCUGUCUUUAGUUUAUAGUGAAUUAUGUAAGCAUGUAGCUGUAGUGUUUUUUUGUAAUAGGAUUAGUAACAGCAGGUCAGGUAGUCAUCACUGAGCUCAAGGUCACUUGUGUAGCCCUAGACUUGAACUUGAACUUGAACUGAGACAAUUAAUGUUGAUGAUGCAGUAAUGUAUGUGUAUGCCCCAGUAAUAUGCUCCUAAACACUUACCCUCCCCAAAAACCUUUACUGCACAGCUGUGCAUUCCUCACAGUUGAAGUUAUGGUAAAGGUUAUCUGAAAGGAAGUUGAUAUUCAAAAGGUCAUGUAUGUCACUGAAGGAGUCGGAAUGUGGAAACAGUCAGCCAUGGUGAGUAGAAGUCAGGUAUAUUUGAUAUGAUACUAAUCUAUGAAAUUCAAAUGUCCUAAUUUGUAGCUAGUUUGAAAUUAUAUGAAUCUCUAGGAAAUAAAAGGGGAAAACAGCAGGAAUCACAAAUAAAAAUCAAUGGCUCAAUUGAAUCACGUUUUUUUAUGCUAUUCUUAAAAAUGCUGCUUGAAGUGUUAUUAGUGCAGAGCUUGCUGUCAGUUACGGGGAAAAACACAGUAUGUUGCUGCAGUGUCAUCAAUGUGUGUGUUCCUGAUGGAGUGCAUUAUAUUGCUGAGUCACCUCAAGAUUAUCUGUGCUUAUGCUGAUGCAGAGAUAUUCUGCCCCAUAGUUCAGUUUGCUCAUGUCCUUUCCUGUCAUUUUUUGCUGCAAAUUCAAUGUUUACUGCAAAUUACCUCAUUGUAAUUCAACAGAUUUACUGAGAAUCUAUAAUCAAUUGAUAUAAGUCUGACAGAACAUGUAAUCUGUAUACAGGACUGGUCCUCUUGUGACAGUGGCACUAGACUAGUGACAGCCUUAUCGGUAAGUGGCAUGAUUUAGAGGGACAGAUAGACUGUACAUUUCACAGAAACAUUAGUUGCCAUACAUUUCCAAUUCCACCCACAUAUUGUAAAAAUGUCAGGCUGGGAGAGUAGGCAGAGGGGAAUGUACUUUUUUUUCUUUAGAGGGACACAGGAAUUCUAAAGCUGCUGGGGAACUGCAAUGAAGUAUAUGUCUGAACUGCUGGAGUGAUGGGCUUUAGGUGGUUGUGUCUAGGCCCUCUGUAAUAAGAGUUCAACUGAAAAAUAUGGUCCAAAAUAUUGACCAACUUCCUCUGUAAGCAUAAACAUGAAACCUUUUAAUUCACAACUUUAAAAAUAACAUUGCAGUACAAACAUUGAGUUAUUUUGCUGGCCAGGUUUUACAACCUACCAAGGAUCAUACAACGGAAUUUGAAUUAAUGAGUCACUGAUGAAUGCCUCACUCCUUGGCCUGUGGAAUUUAGCACUUUGUGUCUGUGUGUGUGUGUGUGUGUGUGUGUGUGUUGGUUAAGAUGCCCAGUGAAAAAACAUCAGAGGGUGUGUACCCACUGGCCCAGCUCUGCCUGCUGAGAUAGAUAAAGUUGGCUUUAGCCAGCGGUACGCACGGAACCUGAGGGGGGAGGGGGUGUAUCUAUUCCACACAGGAGGCUCAGAUGGCCAGACAAGACCACGCACGCAGGCCCAUCAAUGCUGCUGAAUGGAUCAACAGUUGACGUCUGUUAAGUGUGGUGGGGGACCCCCUUCAAGGUUUCAUCACUGACUCUACAGUACAGUACAUAUGUAUGUGCCCACUGCCUAUAUAGGACUACGGUACAGAUAGAGGGUGAGUGAAGACUGCUGAGAGAUGACGGACCUGGAGGCAUCGACAGUGGGUGAACCCCCUCCCCCAUACAUGAUCUUCCUCCUGGUUUUCUUCUUCUUCAUCACGGGCCUCCUGGGUUUCCUGGUCUGCCACCUUCUGAAGAAGAAGGGCUACCGCUGCAGGACAGGGGAGGAGGAAGAUGAAGAUGAGGAGGAGUGUGAGCAGAAACUGGGACCAGACAAGAAUGAUGAUGAAGAAGGGGACCAUCAAGACACUGUUGAACAAAUCCUGAAGUGCAUCAUUGAAAAUGAAGCCAACAUGGAAGCCUUCAAGGAGAUGCUAGGAAAACAGGAUAUUUGUGAACAUCAUGAUCCUACGUUACUGCGCAAAGAGAGCCUGGGUGGUAUUCCACCUCAUCACCACACCGUGCACUCUGGAGCCCAGCUUGACCACAAGUCCUGCAUGCUCUGUGUGCAAGGGCGCACCAAGAAGGCCCGACGCCGGAGCCGUGUACCUCGGACCAAUAAGCCGAGAACGCCGGGAGAGAGGAGAGAGUCCACUGUGUUCGCUGUGGGAAGGUUCCGAGUCACCCACAUGGACAAAAAGGAUCAGGGGUCUGGUGACCAGUUAGACCAAUCGGAGGCCCUGGAUAGUGAGAAGGGGGAUGAGGAGGACCCCCAGAGGAAGGAGGGGUACAACCUGCGGAGCAUGUUCAAAGACGUCAAAACGGACAGCACCAAUGGUGUGGUUCCCAUCGCGGCCAAGCGGAAGAAGAGUCUGGUUCUGUUCUCACCACGCAGAGGUAGUGAUCCAGUGGGGGCCAAAGUGCCACUGAGCCAGCCCAUGGUAGAAGAGGAACCCCUCUUCACUGCUCCAGUGAAGACUGCUCCAGUGCAGACCUCCAGCCCUGUUAAGAUCCUGUCGUCCCAGCCCAGCCUGGACUCUGGUGCACCUGACGACACUGAUAUGGCUCCUGUUAAAAUGUACCCCACUAGGGUCACUUUUGUAGUGUCCCCCACUGAGAGUCCCGUACCAGUCACUCCCAACGCGAGUCCAGGAGGCGUCUCCCCUCUAACACCCCCGAUGCAAGAUUCCCCCACCACCCCAGUACAAGUCACCCCCAUGACCCCUGAGAUAUUACCCCUUACCCAAGGCUCCUAUAAUAACCCUAGUGUUAGCGCCUUAAAUGUCUCUCUUACCCCUACCCCUGUACAAGCCUCUCCAACCUCUAACCUCUUGAAUGUCUCCCCUGACCUGUCCUCCAGAAAAGUGUUCCCCUCCCCUACUCCCUUAAAUGUUUCUCCUACCCCUUCCCCCAUACAAGUCUCCCCUGGCCUGUCAUCCAGAAAAGUGUUUCCUUCCUCUAGCCCGUUAAAUGUCUCCCCUGCCCCUACUCCCUUAAAUCUCUCUCCUGCCUCUACCCCCUUAAUGGUGUCCCCCACCACUCUACCCCGUAGCAUUCUAAAGAAUACUACUACUUUUGUCAAGGUGGACGAAACCUCACCCACCACGAAAGGGCCAGAGGACAAGGUUGAGAGCCUUGCUACUGUCAGGGCCGACAAAGUUUCUCCCACUGCUGUUCCUGUGAAAGUCUGCCCCACUGUGGACCCCAUGAAAGUCUCCCCCACCUCAACCUCCGUCAAGAUCUCCCCAACCAGCGGAGGCCCUUUAGAGGACAAGCUGGAGGUGGGGAGUGUUACCAUAGUCAAAGCCAGCCCGGACAGUCAGAUGGAGUUCUCUGUGGUGCGUACGGCUGAGGUAAGGAAGGAGGAGGAAGAGGAGGACCCUGCUGUGGCUCAGAGCCCCCCAGAGAAAGGGAAGGAUGAUGAGGUGGAGAUGGAGGACAUAAAGGACUGUCGGGUCAGCCAGGAGGAGGGCGUGUCUCUGGAGGAGAAGAGGAGAUCAGUGCACAGUCAGCACAAGUGGUGAAAGAGAGAGAGAGAGAGAAAGAGAGAGGACACGCUGGGAUGGGGGAGGGGGAAAGACUGGCCACACCCAACUGUGACAAACAGGAUAUAUUGCAAUACUACGGAGGUAAACCAACCAGGCCAUGUCAAAACUGAACUAUACCAGACUGAGACUGGCUGUCUGGAACCAACUAGACCUUGACAUGGCUUUAAAACGGUGGGGUCGUACCAGCAAGGCUGUGAUUUAUUCAUUGAUAUAGACAAGUUGUGGUUAGCUAAGCACUGGCACCUUAUAUCCAGAUGUAUUGAUCUUAAACGCUUGCAUAAUGUGGCUAACAGCACAGCUACAGUACUACUUCAAUUAUCAACAGACAGUGCAAGCCCAGGCCUCCAUCUACAAGUGCACUUUUUGAAAACACUGCUCACAGACUGCAUUUUACAACAAUCAACUUUAACCCCAACAAUCAACUACACCACAGUGUAAAUCGACCAACAGCAAAUAACGGGUAAUAUCUGUGUAUUCUAAUUUAUUGUCAGUCCGAUCUCUAACUCUUCUAUAUCAGUGGGGGCUGCUGAGGGGAGGACGGCUCAUAGUAAUGGAUGGAACGGAAUAAAUGGAAUGGUAUCAAACAUGUGAUUUCCAUGGGCCAACAUUCCAUCCCCUCAGCAGCCUCCACUGUUCUAUAGAGUUGAAGUCAGAAGUUUACAUACACCUUAGCCAAAUACAUUUAAACUCAGUUUUUCACAAUUCCCUGACACUUUAAUCCUAGUAAAAAUUCCCUGUCUUAGGUCAGUUAGGAUCAACACUUUAUUUUAAGAAUGUGAAAUGUCAGAAUAAUAGUAGAGAGAAUGAUUUAUUUCAGCUUUUAUUUCUUUCAUCACAUUCCCAGUGGGUCAGAAGUUUACAUACACUCAAUUAGUAUUUGGUAGCAUUGCCUUUAAAUUGUUUAACUUGGGUCAAAAGUUUUGGGUAGCCUUCCACAAGCUUCCCACAAUACGUUGGGUGAAUUUUGGCCCAUUCCUCCUGACAGAGCUGGUGUAACUGAGUCAGGUUUGUAGGCCUCCUUGCUCACACACGCUUUUUCAGUUCUGCCCACAAAUGUUCUAUGGGAUUGAGGUCAGGGCUUUGUGAUGGCCAGUCCAAUACCUCGACUUUGUUAUCCUUAAUCCAUUUUGCCACAACUUUGGAAGUAUGCUUGUGGUCAUUGUCCAUUUGGAAGACCCAUUUGUGACCAAGCUUUAACUUCCCGACUGAUGUCUUGAGAUGUUGCUUCACCAGUCCCUCUUGCAGCAAAGCACCCCACAACGUGAUGCUGCCACCCCCGUGUUUCACGGUUGGGAUGGUGUUCUUCGGCUUGCAAGCCUACCCCUUUUUCCUCCAAACAUAACAAUGGUCAUUAUGGCCAAACAGUUCUAUUUGUGUUUCAUCAGACCAGAGGACAUUUCUCCAAAAAGUACAAUCUUUGUCCCCAUGUGCAGUUGCAAACCGUAGCCUGGAUUUUCUAUGGCAGUUUUGGAGCAGUGGCUUCUUCCUUGCUGAGUGGCCUUUCAGGUUAUGUCGACAUAGGACUCGUUUUACUGUGGAUAUAGAUACUUUUCUACAUGUUUCCUCCAGCAUCUUCACAAGGUCCUUUGCUGUUGUUUUGGGAUUGAUUUGCACUUCUCGCACCAAAGUACGUUCAUCUCUAGGAGACAGAAUGCAUCUCCUUCCUGAGCGGUAUGAUUGGUCCCAUGGUAUUUAUACUUGCGUACUAUUGUUUGUACAGAUGAAUGUGGUAUCUUCAGGUGUUUGGAAAUUGCUCCCUAGGAUGAACCAGGCUUUUAGAGGUCAAAAUUAUUUUCUGAGGUCUUGGCUGAUUUCUUUUGAUUUUCCCAUGAUUUUCCCAUCAAGCAAAGAGGCACUGAGUUUGAAGGUAGGCCCUGAAAUACAUCCACAGGUACACCUCCAAUUGACUCAAAUGAUGUCAAUUAGCCUAUCAGAAGCUUCUAAAGCCAUGACAUCAUUUUCUGGAAUUUUCCAAGCUGUUUAAAGGCACAGUCAACUUAGUGUAUGUAAACUUCUGACCCACUGGAAUUGUGAUACAGUUAAUUAUAAGUGAAAUAAUCUGUCUGUAAAAAAAAAUUGGGAAAAAUUUGUUCUGUCAUGCACAAAGUAGAUUUGCCAAAACCAAAGAAAUUUGUGGAGUGGUUGAAAAACAAGUUUUAAUGACUCCAACCUAAGUGUAUGUAAACUUCCGACUUAAACUGUAUAUACUAUACUAUGGAAUUAGAGCCAUAAACUGCCUUUGAGUAACUCAAGGUUCCCUUUUCAGUUGGUCACUCGGUAUGACAUACUAUGAGGAGUCACCUGAAGAAAACUAAAAACACGCCCGACGGGCCAAUGAAUGCAAAGUCCGCCAUCAGAAGCCCCGAUUUUCCUAGCCAUAACCCCGGGGCUCGCAUUCAUUUCCUCAAUUCUCCGCUCUUCAGCUCGCCUGAAGGAGAACUUGUCACUCGAUUUACAAGCACACAAAGAUGACUGGAUUCGGCUCUGUACUCGUCCCCCAAGAUGAUGCGAGUUUUGGGUCUUGGUAUCGGUUUUUGUGUUAGCUAAAAGCGAAUUACUUUCUGCUCUGCUUGUGUAGCUAAUGCUUCAUUCCUUGAGUAGGGUUUGUGUUUGCAAAAAGCCGACUACCUCUGUGGUGAUUGUGCUUCCUUGCUUGAGUAAGAUGGUCAAAAAGGCUAACCAGCUGGAUUUGAACCUCCGACCAUGGCCUAGGGCAUAUGAUUUCACAAUGAAAUUGAAAGAUACUCACAAGUGCUGUCCUGUUUGCCUGGGGUGGAAACAUACACUCAGGCUGCCUUGGCACGGACUAGUUCGUGUGACCAGUGUCACCAGCUGAAUUUAGACUCUAUUGUAUGUUGACUUCUUAGGAAGAUUGGGGUUACUGUAGAAGUACCUUUCUUUAAAAAAACAAAAAACAAUUACGGCGGCCUCAGGGCUGUUUUGUGGUUGGAAUUGUUCCCCUCCGUCAUGCAGGGGACUGGUGUUCAAUUCCCCGAUGGGCAACCCAGCCAAGCUAUGGGCUAGUUGGCUGUGUUCUCUUCUUCCCUGAAGGGCAACCGCAUUCUGGAAAGGAUGAGGUGUCUCUGACUGGUUCUGGGGGGUUUUCGGAGAAGGAGGUGGAUGAGCUAGCUCAGGCAGCUUCAUGUUUCUACCACGGAUGUCACAUUGGGCUGCAGAGCAGCGGCCGGCUGUAUGGCUCUCCUUCGCAACGGAGAUAGCUCAUGUUGGGGAAAGUUUUACCACCUGUAAUGACUGCGAUAAAGUGUCACUUGACUCUCUUUACGUUUUUUGACUUGAAAUAACUCACAUUCAGCCAAGUUGCAUGAAAUGUGGAACUGUUUUAGAGGGGGCACGUUUCGCUUGCAUUCUAGUAUGGAACGCUAGUUAGCCACCUGGCCUCGGAGGCUAACAGAGAUGCUAAUCCUUGUCCUUCGCUCCCGAAUAGAGCACGGCUUGCAUGCUAGUUUGUCAUAAAUAACCUACCGGAGCGGGGGGAAUGAGUUUUGGGCAAGCCAAUUUCGCCGAAGGAGUGUUUGGCUCAGCUAUGGAGUCCAUGCAGUACUGUUCCUAGAAGAAGCAAAAGCAGGAAGUAGAAGUGCUUUCCUGCUGGGAAAAAGCAUAUGAACGCCCGUCCAACUCUAUGACUAGGAGACUCGGUUAUGAUAUCUGGACCCCGAUCUUUUUCAUAUGCAGGGCCUCGACGUCAUGCACCACUGAGAAUGACAAACGAGCACUUUUUUUUGUCUGUCAAUGGUGACAUUGUUUAUUUGCAUUUUGGUAAUUUGGUGAACACUCUUAUCCAGAGAAACUUGCCUUAAUGUGUGCAAUGCUUCUACCCAAGGAUCUAUGGUGUCCAAGGGUAUCAAAAGUAUGGUAUCACCCAUAUGUGAGCAUAAAUCAGUCUCUUCCCUGAGUCAGACACAAGGUUGUCGGGAGUGGUAGCUGUGGGAGGACAUGACAAAAUAACCACAUUAUCGCAGUCCUCAAGGUGGUGCCCGUCCCUGCAGAUGACAAUGUAUGGGAGGUUGGCCGUGUGCUCCGCCCAGUGGCGGACAUGUGAGGCGUCAUCGCGGGUGUGUCCUAGCGCCUGUUUUGAGAGAGGACAUUUCCUCACUUCUUUGGAAGUGGUCUAUUCGGGUGGUUCCCGUGUUAGGAGUACAGAGCGGUUGGUAUAGCCGGUAUUCCCAAGUUCCUAAGAGCAAUGGAACGCUGCAUCCAAUUCUGGUCUUGUGUGGUUUGGACAAGCACCUUCAGGUGUGCAAGUUCAAAAUACUCACGCUUCGGCGGCUACUAGAGUCAAUGCUUCACCGCGAUUGGUUCACGUAGCUACGCGUCUGGAUGCAUCUCACCAUAGCCAUCAGUUGCUCAAGAUAUCCCCAUCAUGCCUGAGGGUGUUAACUCCUUGGAGAACCCUGCGACUGUUCUUGCAGGGGGUUCCCAUUGGCUGGGUAGUGUCCUGCAGGGUGAUCACGACAGACGCAUCCUCACUGGGAUGGCAAGCACUGCACUGUGUGUGGGCUACUCAGAAAGUGGGAUUUGGUCGACAGCGCUAAGGGCACUGUAUAUCAAUAACCUGGAGCUACUGGCUGUUUUUCUGGCACUGAGGCACUUUCUUCUGAUAUUGGAGGGACAGCAUGUGUUGGUAAGUUCUGACAACAGUCUCUCUCUUGAACCUGGCCUGUUAUCUGCUCAUAGGGAGCAAUGCACAUUUCCUGUUGCUCAGUGUGACAUACCUUCCAGAUCUCUCAACGUGUGUGUGGAUCUACUUUCCAGGGUGGGUCCUCUCUUAAUGGAGUGGAAACUUCACCCCUCGGUGGUUGCCCAGAUAUGGGAUCGGUUCGGCAAGGCCGACGUAGAUCUUUACACAUUGUGAGAAAACACGCAUUGUUGCUUGUUCUUCUCAAUAAAGGAUCUGGGGAACAAAUUCUUUGGCACAUCAGUGGCCUCAGGUUUGGCUUUAUGCUUUUCCUCCGGUGGACCUCAUUCAGGCCACCUUGAAAGGGUUUGUCAGGAGGGUCUGUUGUUGAUUCUGGGGGCCAGACAACCCUGGUUCCCAUCAUCCACCUGUUAGGCAGGGACCUGUGGAGAGUACCGUGUUGUCGGGAUCUGUUGUCCCAGGCGCACGGAAGUGUUUGGCAUACAUAACUGUAGAUAUGGAAUAUAUGGGUUUGGCCCCUGAAAGGCUGAAAUUGAAGGCUAGGGGUUUAUACCCUCGAACUUGAUUAUGACUAUACAGUCGGCACGAGCUUCCUCUAACAUAUAAGUUGUGCGCGUUUGAGAGUUGGUGUAAGAUUAAAAUAUUUUCUCCUUUUCAGAGCUCUUUGGUGGAUAUUUUGAUGUUCUUGCAAGAGCUUUAUGUGCAGGGCAUUUAUUUUUCUAUACCAUAAGUUUAAUGCCAGCCAUUUUAGUGGUGUCAUGUAGGGAUUGAUGGCUCUACCCCUGGGUCUCAUCCUCUGGUGAUGCGGUUCCUGAAAGGCGUGCAUUGGCUCAGACCAGUGUCUAAGUAUAUGGCACCGACCUGGGACCUGGAUUUGGUCCUGGACACAUUGUGUGAGCCUCCUUUUGAACCAUUGGAGUCUGUGGACCUGAAGGUCCUUUCCUACAAGACUGUCCUGCUCAUGGCCUUUGCGGCAAAGUGCGUUGGGGCAAUCUCCACACGCUAUCAGUACACCCUUCCUGUUUGGAAUUUGCGCCUGCAAGGUGGUGUUACAUCCUAAUGCAUCUUUUGCUCCUAACGGUUAACCCUAAUUCCUACAGGUCUCUAGCUUUUCAGCUGUUCCCUGUCUCACCUCCUCCGUUUGCUUCCAGUGAACAAAGGAAGUUGCAUGGCCUGUGUCUGGUGCGUGCUUUACGCACAUACAGUAUAUGGAUAGGAUCAAGGAUAUUCAUGUUUGUGACCAGUUUUUUGUCUGUUUCGCUAGUCCAGCUUGGGGUAAGUUGCUUUCUAAGCAUCGUCUUUCUCAUUGGAUUGUGGAGGCUAUCUAAUUGGCAUGUACAGCAAAAGACAAGGGUUGCCUAGAGGUGUGCGUCCUCACUCCGCUAUGGGUGUGGCAGUGUCUUGGGCAUUGUUCAGGGGAAUUAUGAUUGGUGAUAUUUGCUGCAGCAAGAUUGGGUUCCCCACAGGCCUUUGUGAGGUUUUAUCUCUUGGACGUAACUGCUCCCAGUGUGAUUUCAUAGUGUUCUUAUGGCUGGGUCCGGGAGUUAGACAGAGCGCAGAUUGUGCAUUUAUCCGGGUUGCUACAGUUUUUGUGGGUUUGAGCCUUGGACUGCCGUGGUUCGUUGAUGAGGCGGCACACAAAUGCUCAUUUUCAAGUCACAGCAGAUGCCCUGUUGUUUUGGACUUGCAGUUCCUUGUGUGAGUUCUGGCAUUCCAGACUCCUUGGGUCUCUGUGGGAGCCUUUUUGGAACCGGUAGGGUCUAUGGACUUGGGCCGCUGUGGUCGAUGUUAGGCAGCAUUUUGUCCGGGUUACCAUAGUUUUCCUGUGGGUUUGAGCCUUGGGCUGCCUUGAUGGGUGGCAGUGCGCAGUAUGCAUUUAUCAGGUAGCGGCAGGUAGAAUUGGGCCAGUAGUGGUUAGAGCGUUGGGCCAGUAACCAAAAGGUAGCUGGGUCGAAUACCCGACCCUGUAAAACAACACAUUUCACUGCACCUAUCCGGUGUACAGUACGUGACAAUAAAACAUCAAUUUUUUUAGGGUUGCCACAAUUCCCUGUGGAUUUGAGCCUUGGGCUCUGGUCAAUGCUAUGCAGUGCGCGUGUGCGCUUUACCAAGUCACGACAGGUGUUCUGUUGUUUUGGACUUGCAGUGCCUUCUACAAGUUAUGACAUUUCAGGCUCGUAAGGUAAAUAAGUAUUGUUCUGGGAACCAUGGGGUCUAUGCAGUGGCAGCGUGUCAGUGCGCAUAACCAAGUUGCUGCAGGUUCUGGUUAUCUAUAUAUAUGGGGCUCUGACAGUUCAGGCCUCAUGAGGCUCUGACAGGUCAUGCCUCUCGGAUAAGGGUUAGGGAAAAAGAUGGCUUCUAUAACCCCUUUCUGGAGCCUGUGGAACCUGUGUGCUUGGGCUGCCGUGGCCCUCCUAGUUUGGUACCACCUGAGCCAGCUUUUGGCAUGAUUGUAUGUCACCAUAGUAUGUUAUGCCGAGUGACAGACUGAAAGGGAAUGUACAGUUAUGAAUAUAACUAAUGUUCCUUAAAGGAAGGAACGAGGUAUAACAUAUUUUGGCCCUGUGCCGUCAGGGGGUUUGGGCUCGCUGUAGUGGUACUGAUUUGAGGAAAUUAAUGCAAGCCCCGGUGUUAUAGCCAGGAAGGCGGGGCUCCCGAAGGGUGGACUCUGUAUUCAUUGGCCCGUUGGGUGUUUUUAGUUUGCUUCAGGUGUGAUUGGUCGUUGACUCUCCAUAGUAUGUUUUUUAUUUUUUACUUUAGUUUAUUUAGUAAAUAUUUUCUUAACUCUAUUUUCUUAAACUGCAUUGUUGGUUAAGGACUUGUAAGUAAGUAUCACGGUAACGUUGUAUUCAGUGCAUGUGACAAAUAAAAUGUAAUUUUAUAUGUUUAACACCCAUUCCCUCCUUCAGGGAACAGUAGUUAUAUUCAUAAAUGUACAUUUUUAUCUAGACAUCUGAAAUAAAUAGUCCUUAACCAACUAUAACAAAUACUCAUAUUUCAGUCUGAAUAGUGCUAUUAGCUAAUGACUUUUAGAAUAAAAUGUUAAGGUACUGGAACAUAUUAUUAUUAUUGUUGUUUAUUUGUUUACUUGGAAGCAUACAGGAGCAGCGUACAAUCCAAAGUAUUAUUCUGAUCCUAUUUUAGAAAUCACAUAGAAAUUAUAGGCCAGCACUGUAGUUGAUAAAUACACAUCAUUAGGAUGCUAGUUUAUUUAUUGUGAUUCACAGUAUUCAUUUGUUUGGAAGUAAUUUGUUUACUGUCAGGGUGACCUCACUAUUCUCACUGGACUACAUACUCUUUGGCAAAGAAAACACUCAGAUGCUAAUAGUUAGAAUGUGUAGUCCUGAACAAAAACAUAUAUUUUCAGGGGUGUAUUUACAAGGAACGAAGUAGAAGCAAAAGAGUCGAAACAGGGAGGGACCUACCUGAUUUUGUCCAAUGAGAAAGGUUUGUUUUUGUUUUCCGUUGCAAAGCAUUUUGCUACGGUGUACACUAAUGAAUAUCUCCCAGAUCUGUUGCGGUGAACAGUGUUUCCCUCUAUUGUAUACACACAGCACACAUCUCACCUCUUCUCUCUCAUCGACUCCCAUUUCUUCUCACUACACUUCAUAAUUUUAACAAAAUGCCAAUGUGAUUUUUAGGCUGUUUACACAGGCAGCCAAAUUCGGAUCUUUUGCCCAAUUAUGUUAAAAAGAUCUGAUUGGUCAAAAGGCAAAUUAGCGGCAAAAGAUCAGAAUUGGGCUGCCUGUGUAAACGCAGGCUUGAUGUGAAACAUAUUUUAUGUCAAGAAGGCAUCAAGGCUGUGUAAUUUUUUUUGCACAACAUAUGUCUUUAUUGUUAUGCAGAGAAUACGGUUUUAGCCAUGCGAUGACAAUAUUCCUGAGCUUUACUUGACUUUCUGGAAAUAAUGUGCACUCUUGAAUACCAGUUUAUUUAAUCUAGAUUUGCUUCCUUAAUGUCAACAGGGAUGUAAUUGAAUAUUUGUUGAAACUGAUGACAUCUGUAUCAAUUUACUAUAGAUGCAUUGCACUUAGAAAGUGUAAGGUUUUGAUGUGACUAAAUCCUUAAUUGAAUACUUGUUUUGAAAAAAUGUAUGGUUUUGUCAAGGAAGCAAAUGCCAGGUUAAAUGACUGUGAUCCACUUCUGAAUGUUGAUCACAGGUUGAUCAGAUUUGAAUGGGAUUGUUUGUGUAGCCUUGUAGAGAUAGUAUAAGCAUUUUAAAAGUAUAAUACGCAAUAAAGAACAGCUAACAUAACAGCGCUUAAAUGCAUCAGAUAUACGGUUUACUUUAAUAUACAUCAGAGGUGUGAGAUGAUCAAGAAAUUAAAAGCUUACUAUAUACCUACUGUAUGCCACAAUCAUAAAUGUUUCACCAGCAAAUAGUAGCUACCACUCUUGGCAUUCUCUCAACCAGCUUUACCUGGAAUGCUUUUCCAACAGUCUUGAAGGAGUUCCCACAUAUGCUGAGCACUUGUUGGCUGCUUUUCCUUCACACUGCGGUACAUCACAUCCCAAACCACCUCAAUUGGGUUGAGGGCAGGUGAUUGUGAUGGCUAGGUUUUCUGAUGCAGCACUCCAUCACUCUCAUUCUUGGUCAAAUAGCCCUUACACAGCCUGGAGGUGUGUUGGGUGAUUGUCCUGUUGAAAAACAAAUGAUAGUCCCACUAAGCGCAAACAAGUUGGGAUGGCGUAUCGCUGCAGAAUGCUGUGGUCGCCAUGCAGGUUAAGUAUACCAUGAAUUCUAAAUAUAUCACUGACAGUGUCACCAGCAAAGCACUUCACACCUCUUCGCACUUCACAUUCUUCACGGUGGGAACCGCACAUGCGGAGUUCACCUACUCUGCGUCUCACAAAGACACGGCGGUUGGAACCAAAAAUCUCAAAUUCAUCAGACCAAAGGACAGAUUUGCACCAGUCUAAUGUCCAUUGCUCAUUUUCCUUGGCCCAAGCAAGUCUCCUCUGCGUAUUGGUGUCCUUUAGUAGUGGUUUCUUUAUAGCACUUUGACCACGAAGGCCUGCUUUACGCAGUCUCCUCUGAACAGUUGAUAUUGAGAUGUGUCUGUUACUUGAACUCUGGAAGCAUUUAUUUGGGCUGCAAUCUGAGUUGCAGUUAACUCUAAUGAAUGUAUCCUUUGCAAUAGAGGUAACUCUGGGUCUUCCUUUCCUGUGGUGGUCCUCAUGAGAGCCAGUUUAAUCAUAGCGCUUGAUGGUUUUUGUGACUGCACUUGAAGAAACUUUUAAAGUUCUUGACAUUUUCUGGAUUGACUGACCUUCAUGUCCUAAAGUAAUGAUGAACUGUCAUUUCUCUCUGCUUAUUUGAGCUGUUCUUGCCAUGAUAUGGACUUGUUCUUUUACCAAAUAGGACUAUCUUCUGUAUACCACCCCUACCAUGUCACAACACAACUGAUUGGCUCAAACACAUUAAAAAGUAAACUAAUUCCACAAAUUAACUUUUAACAAGGCACACCUGUUAAUUGAAAUGCAUUCCAGGUGACUGCCUCAUGAAGCUGGUUGAGAGAAUGCCAAGAGUGUGCAAAGCUAUCAUCAAGGCAAAGGGUGGCUACAAUGAAGAAUCUCAAAUAUAAAAUAGAUUUUGAUUUGUUGAACACUUUUUUUGGUUACUACAUGAUUCCAUAUGUGUUAUUUCAUAGUUUUGAUGUCUUCACUAUUAUUCUACAAUUCAGAAAAUAGUAAUAAAAAUAAACACUGGAAUGAGUAGGUGUGUCCAAAUGUUUGACUGAUACUAUAUAUUAUUCAUCAACGACCUGAUGAUUUGAGUAUGUCUCAAAUGUGAAAAUGCAGCUGUACAACAAACAAUUAUUAAGGAAUCAAAGUAUAUAUUAAAGCUAUGAAUUUUA
This is a messenger RNA of Salvelinus fontinalis (brook trout), 14979 nucleotides long. RefSeq names its product nascent polypeptide-associated complex subunit alpha, muscle-specific form-like. NCBI's taxonomy places the organism in Eukaryota, Metazoa, Chordata, Actinopteri, Salmoniformes, Salmonidae. Bases 2554 to 4440 code for a protein of 628 amino acids. The record is from RefSeq and is a predicted model, not a curated record. Gene Ontology annotation, biological process: positive regulation of cell-substrate adhesion; positive regulation of p38MAPK cascade. The transcript has 5 exons.